Molecule: messenger RNA, 1063 nt
Organism: Contarinia nasturtii (swede midge)
Lineage: Eukaryota; Metazoa; Arthropoda; Insecta; Diptera; Cecidomyiidae
Exons: 2
Coding region: 95-694 (199 amino acids)
Source: RefSeq, a predicted model, not a curated record
AUUUGUAAUAAACAACAUUUUUUUCCAUUCAUUUGUUGACCACGUUGUGUGCGCCGGUGUUAAAUAAAUCACAAUUUCCAUAAAAGAUGCAAAGAUGACCAGCAAAUCAUUUGCGUGUAAGAAUAAUCCCGAUGAUUUUUGCUACAUUUGUGGCGAAUAUGAUUCGGUAUCAGUGAAAAAGCGACUUAGCAAAGCGCACGAAACGGCGUUUCUCGCGUAUUUCGGUUAUGGUAUUUGUGAUCAAAACAGUCAAUGGGUUCCGCAUCUUAUUUGCAAAUCUUGUCAUUUGGGUUUGUUAAAAUGGAUGAACGAUUGCGGUGGCGGCCUAAGUUUUUGCCAACCAAUGAAAUGGCACGAACCGAAAAACCAUAACAUUGAUUGUUACUUUUGCCUCACUCAAAUCGAUGGCAACACCGGCAAAGUGGAAUACCCGAACGUGAUUUCAGUAACAAAACCAGUGCCAAAUAGCACACCGGUCAACCUACAAGCAUCGAUUUACAACAACACCACUCCCACGGUGCCAUCCAAAAAUUACGAACAUCAUUUAAUAUUGCCAAACGAACUGGAUUUGCUGAUUAGCGGUCUCAAUCUAAGCGAACGAAGUGCUGAAAUGUUGGUCAAAUUUUUUCAGCAAUGGAAUGUUCUGGCACCAUUUCCAGGUUUUCGUCGGCCCAAAGUAGCACGAGUGAUGUGAAUUUUCGGCGCAAACUAACCACAAGUGAUUCAUACAUGAUCAUUUAAUUACAUCCACAUAAUAGUCAUAUUUUGUCAUCAAACAACACAUAAUCUAUGCGAGAACUAAAUAAAAUAUUCCGAUUGACAUUCGAAUAAGAACAUUUCUUGCCAACAUCUGCAUCUAUUUAUAUUGUCAUUGUCAUUUUUUUUAUCCUCUUUCAUAACAUAUUUGAGCGAAAACGGAAGAAAAAAAACCAGAAACCAUAUCUAGUUGUAGAGUAUGUUAAAGGAUCAAAUUGUUGACAAUAAGAUUGAGUGCAAGAUUGAAUUAAUUAUAUUUUGCUAAUAAUUUCAAAUGUAAAUAAAUACGCACGUUCCGAGAAAUAUA